CGUUCUGAAUCGAAAACGCGGAAGUCUGUCCUCAGCCGUCGUCUAGUGUUUUGAUACUUCAUUUACCGAUAUUGAAGUGUUUUCUUGUCAUUAUGAAGCGAUAAGAUCGCAUUUACAUAACAUUUUGACUUACAACAAUCAUACGUCGGCGUAUAUGUUGCGUUAUUGCGGGAGCUCCUGCGUUCAAUGGAGGAGUUGUACACUCUGGAGAAGGAGGUCGGAAGAGGCAGCUAUGGGGUUGUUUUCGAGGGUCACAUGACCAGAACAGGACAGAAAGUGGCCAUCAAGCGUCUUCCUUGCUACAACCCAGAGUGUAUAGAGCUUUAUCUGCAGGAACUCUGGGUCAUGAGAGCCACAGCCCAAAACCACGUCAAUAUCAUUGCCCUGCAUGGGUGCCUGUUGCAGACCGGACCAAGAAGCCUGAAGCCCCUCCGAGCCGGGAAGCUGCCGCCUCACCUAGUUGAAAGUGUUUUGAAGGGCAGAGUUGUCGGGGCCCCCCAGGAGAGAACCCCUCCUCCGUCGUUCAUCAAGAGGAGAUCUCACUCGACCACCAGACUUUUAGACCGGACCAACACCAUCCAGGUCGGAGUGAAGCCGCGAGAUAAGUCCCGUGUGUCUGAUUCCACCACACCUCAGCGGCCUCGAAGCGUGAGGAAAAGAUCAGCGCGGCGAGAUGAAGACCAGUCGGCGUCCUUGGGCUCUUCUGCCCUGUGGUUGGUGAUGGAGUACUGCGAUGGCGGCGACUUGAAUCAGUUCCUUCUGUCACGGCGGCCCGACGCUGAGCGUAACCACAGUGUGUUACGACAGCUCUCCAGCGCCGUGGCCUUCCUCCAUAAACUGGGCAUCGUCCACCGGGACCUGAAGCCAGACAACGUGCUCGUGUGUGACACGCCAACAGGCCCAACUAUCAAGGUGGCAGACUUCGGUCUGAGCAAAAUGAGCGCAGGCCUAACAGAGGGAGGUUUACCACGGCAGCACUUCUCCUCCACGUGUGGCUCCGACUUCUACAUGGCUCCAGAAGUUUGGGGUGGACUCUCUUACACCGCGCAGGCAGACAUCUUCUCCCUGGGGGUGAUGUUCUGGGCCGUGCUGGAGAGGAUCACUUUCCUGGAGGAAGGAAGCACGCAGGAACAACUGGGCGCCUACGUGUGCAAGGGUCGCUCCGGCUGGCUGAUGCCGCUCGGCGAGGCCAUGUGGGAGAACGCCGACACCCAGCUGUGCAUCCCCAUGAAGUCUAAAAGGGCGCCCCCACUGCCGCCCCCUCCCGGCCCGGCCAUGUGCGCCCUGCUUUUAGACAUGCUGGCCUCAGACCCGGACUGCCGACCUCCCGCCGACCAGCUGCAGACCCGAGUUAACGCCGCUCUGGACGAGGACUCCCACUGACAGGAGCUGUUCGGGCAGGAAUGACCACUACAUGGGUGUCUUCCCUCCCCCAGCUGCAACGCUCAUGCAGGGCAUGGGACCACUCAUUUGGGACCUCUUGAAUUUGCAGACGGUGCCCGAGAUUAGACAUAUUUACAGGAGCGAACUGGCUUUGUCUGCUUGGACCCUGAAUGGAAAACUCUGGACCCCCGACUGCACUAUAUGUGCGUGCCUCAGAUCCACUGGGACCAUCUUGAGUACUAUUUGAUGUUUGUUGACGUCAAAGGCCUUUUUAUAAAUGUAUGUAUUUUUUACUGGUGACCACAUGACACGCAAAAGGAUCAAUGAAGCAGCUUUUUUAAAAUUCCUCUUUUUUAUAUAAGAGUCAAACGCUUCGUUGUUCCUUAUGAAAUACUGCUUACAAACUAAUAUAACCUUUAACAUACUUGAAUUUUUUUUUUUUAGGUUUUCAAGUGGAGGGUAGAAUGAAACACGAUUUAAACUCUGGCAGGGGAAUGUUUGUUUUAAACCCCAUCGUUCUCCAAAAUGCACCAAAAAUGUUGCUCGUCCAUUCAAGGCAUUGCAGCAGCACCUUUCUAUCUUGACUUAGUGUUUUCCUGUGUUUUUUACCUCCAUUUUUUUUGUGUGCGUGUGUGUAAUAAAUGGAAAUGCGACCUAUUUUUGUUAAUUUUGAAUGCCAGUUGUGGACUUUUCUGAAAAUACUUGUCUUUGUAGAUGAAAAGUUCAAUAAACCUAAUCUAUUAUG
Molecule: messenger RNA, 2128 nt
Organism: Synchiropus splendidus (mandarinfish)
Lineage: Eukaryota; Metazoa; Chordata; Actinopteri; Syngnathiformes; Callionymidae
Product: Serine/threonine-protein kinase pdik1l-B-like
Exons: 4
Coding region: 187-1383 (398 amino acids)
Biological process (GO): protein phosphorylation
Molecular function (GO): protein kinase activity; ATP binding
Source: RefSeq, a predicted model, not a curated record